Cucurbita maxima (winter squash) is the source of this 1361-nucleotide messenger RNA. RefSeq names its product probable calcium-binding protein CML48. The record is from RefSeq and is a predicted model, not a curated record. The transcript has 5 exons. NCBI's taxonomy places the organism in Eukaryota, Viridiplantae, Streptophyta, Magnoliopsida, Cucurbitales, Cucurbitaceae. Gene Ontology annotation, molecular function: calcium ion binding. The coding region runs from base 302 to 1051 and encodes 249 amino acids.
CGGUUACUAAGACGAACAUUUGAAAUAAAUGAUCGCAAAACCAUACCCAAAAUCCGCGGUAUCAUCUUCAAUCCAAGAACCUAAGCAACCGCGUAUUCCAUAAUUCCUCUGCAAUUUCCCCUUUCCUUCCUCUUUGUUCCCCUGUUUUCAUUUUAAAUCCCACCCAGAUUCUCAUCGGAUAAGCAUCACAACUCGCUUUUCCUGCCACCGUUUCAGAUUUCAUCCUUGAAAGAGAGAUCCCAGAUUCGAAUCCUUCCCUGAUUCAAUUUUAUUACCCAUUUCCUCUCUUUUUUGGCCAUCAAUGGCGUCUUUCUUUGGUAGAUUCACUUCCUAUUCCAAUUCCAAUUCCCAUUCCCAUUCCCAUGCCCCAUCGGCGCCAUCAGCACCGUCCGAACCGGAAACCUACGGCCAUGGCAAUUCUCACGGGACAGCUUCGCCGUAUUACUCCCAACAGCACCAGCCGCAGCCUUAUGGGUCUAAUUAUGGUGGGGUUUCUUCAUAUGGGUCUUAUGGCUUUCCGCCAGGGACAAGCCCUGAGGUGAUUAGGAGCUUUCAAAUGGUGGAUAAGGAUCGAAGUGGAUUCAUCGAUGAGAAUGAAUUGCAGGAAGCCCUUUCUUCUGGCUACCAGAGGUUUAGUCUUAGAACCGUUCGUUUGCUCAUUUUCUUGUUCCGAAAUCCGAUCGAUUCCUCCAGAAUGGGGCCUAAUGAGUUUACAGCUUUGUGGAACUGUCUUGGCCAAUGGCGUGGCACCUUUGAGAGGUAUGAUAGAGAUAGAAGUGGGAGAAUUGAUGCACUGGAAAUGAGGGAUGCACUCUAUGGUCUUGGCUAUGCAGUUCCUUCUUCAGUCCUUCAACUUCUAAUUUCACUAUACGAUGAUCGAAGUGGUCGUCGAGUUGAAUAUAAUUUCGACAGUUUUGUCGAGUGUGGCAUGAUAGUAAAGGGGUUGACCGAGAAAUUCAAGGAGAAGGAUAAGCAUUACACGGGUUCGGCAACGCUUACAUACGAAGAUUUCAUGUCAACUAUCCUCCCAUUUCUUGUGUCAUACAGUUGAAGCCCUCAAAGGUGAUGAAUAUAUAUGUCUUUAUGGCUUGAAUUAUGUGUAGUAUCAUCUCUUCAUUUGUUGUUUACUUGAAAUGGUAGAAGCUGUACAUUCAGGGAAGCUGCUGUUUAUGUUGGCAUGAGAGAGCUUCCAUGUACACAUAUUAUAUUCCUUUCAUCUUUUUUGUUUCUUCUGUUUUGAUUCUGCUGAUUAGAAUUUUUUAUUUGUUGGUUUGUUUAGAUUAUUUGUGACUGAUUUUAAUAAAGUUUUGGAGCUUGUACAAGAAUAUGAAGGAGUGUAUUGCUAUGGUUGGUUUAUUUGA